This is a messenger RNA of Toxoplasma gondii ME49, 2710 nucleotides long. RefSeq lists its product as hypothetical. The record is from RefSeq and is a predicted model, not a curated record. Bases 1013 to 1900 code for a protein of 295 amino acids. NCBI's taxonomy places the organism in Eukaryota, Apicomplexa, Conoidasida, Eucoccidiorida, Sarcocystidae. The transcript has 3 exons.
AAGACAGAGAGAUAGUUUAAGGAAAGCAUGCAUUUGACCGUGAAACUCAAAAAAGCGUGGUGCCGGCUGAAGCUCGAAGAGUUCCCCAAAGCAGCUCUGCUCGUAUGGGUUCAGUGGGGUGUCUGUUUUCCCCGUGGGUCUGGCGGGGAGUGCGCCUGUCGGAGGUAGACUUCCCGGUGGAUUACUGGAAGUAAAUAUGCCGUGCUCACAAAUUGACACGACCCGCGACGAAGCCUGUGGGCCCCCGAGGAAACUUGACGUAGCAUCUGUCGCGUUUCACAGCUUACCUUCAGCGUGUUCACGUACGCCGCCUACAACAGUACUCUCUUACGAGGCUGGCAUUAGGGAGCUAUAUGGCUGCGAGCAAUCGGUAAUCACACAAGCCAGCGGCCGUCUCAGAUGGCUCAAAAGCACACUGGUGCUCGUCGGCUACAUCUAUGACUUUCGUGGUUGUUCCCUGCUUCCAGUAUAUCGUAUUAUUGAGUGCAUGCUUGCAGUGAAAGCCUCCUCGAUGUUCCAGGUCAGCAGCAGCCCUGUUGUGGCGGGUAAGAGACGGGGCACCAUAUAAGACAGCAGUAAACGUCACGUCUCUUUUUCAGAAAAAUUUACAUGCAGCGUGACCUUUCUCAGAAGGAGGAUAAUUGCUAUUGUGCUUCGUUUCCGACGGAAUUUGCUAUGGAGGAGACUUACACUUUCUCGCCAGGCGUCUCUAAACAAGUGGCGAGUGCUCUGUCACCGUCUCACGGUUUGUGUUAGUGACGCUCAUUGGACUGGGUCACUGGGCCCGACAAAAGCAGUCCCAGCGUUACUUGUACACAAACAAAACGGUCACUGUAUCCAUCAAAGACCGUACAGGCGAGAGUUGCGUGCUCGUCAGUUCUUGUGGCGAUCAGGUAGAUGACGUCUGGGGAAUGUGCACGACCGUGCUGUUCACCCAUGGUGUUUCUGAGGCAUGCGUGAUUUCUUGAGGCACGGGGAGCUAUGUUAUAACCCACGCUGUGCGUAAAAAAAGAUGCAAUCAGUUGCUGACAGUUUCGCUGUAUUGAUCCAGUUCAUUGCAAUCAGCGAGCCGCCAGCCACCGUGGCUCGUACGCCGCAGACGAGACGAAGAAGAGGCGGCCGGGCUAGGCUCGUUCGUGCUUGCUGGAAUGCAUCAGUGUUCUUUCUGUUUUGGUGCCUUGCCACGUGGGCGCAGGAUAGAUGGACUGCUGACUUGUUUAUCGUUGGUGAAGGUGCUGACACGAACUUUCCCAUGGUCGACCAACCUGGCGGACCGGCGGACCGUGACGGCGUUGCUUUUGAACGUCAGGAUUCCGGCGUUGACUCUGGAAGUCAAGAGGUCGGUUUCGAUUUUGAAAAUCAGGGUUUUGGCGCUGAUUUGGGAGGUCAGGACGGCGGUACGUCCAUGAGGGACGGGGACCAGCGCACGACGCAUAACGGGGCACUUUCACUCAAGUCUCCGACUGGCGGGGACACACAAAGCGAAGCGGAUCUUUCAGGAGAGUCUUCGUCAGGACACGAAGCGCCCAAACAGGGCGAACCCCCCGAGCAGGGCGACCCCCCCGGACAAGCCGUUAUUCCUCAGGCACCUGUAGCCAAUUCGGAUUUUGGCUAUCGUGGCCACUCGCAAGUGCAGGCGGCACCAUGCGUGACACGGCGUUGUCCAUACUACAAACAACCCACAGAAGUGAUCGAAGAGGAGAACGUCAUGCGGAAGAAGCCGGCGGUUGUUUCCCGGAAGAGACAAGCUUCAGAGUGGUACUAUGGUGACGAAGAAACAACAACAAGCAAGGUCUUGCGUGGCGUUGGCUACGGGUGGAUGGCGUUUAUGGUCUAUGCCAUUAUUCGGCACGGGAUGAGUAACGAGCGGACGGAGCCCUACUACUAUGAAGAACAAUAGAAAGUCUGAUCUUGUUGGCUUACCCUGGAUGCCCCACUACGACGUACUGCGGUGACGCAGCCAGCGAACGUGGACAGAUGGCGUUUCUUUCUGAGAUUUAUGAACAAAAGAACGAAGUCGCUUUUUCCCAGUGUGACAAUCUCGUUGGUGUCCUUUUAUGAGUGUGGGAAGGUGAAACCGGUUCACUGGAGGCGCUGUACCUCAUGCAUGUGGUCGCAAAAGGUGCCCGCUUGCUAAAACCGGGGAACUGCUCAGAAUAUGACCCUUUCUGCUCGCCAUUUCCUGUGUCAAACUGCUACGUCACCGCGGUCUUGUCGUCAGUCGGUAAGGGGGACGCUUAAUGAACCCGGCUUCCCUGACCCGUACUCAGCCGGGCGGAGGAGUCCUUUUUGGAUUUUCGGAUCUGUGUGAGUGUAACGGCAGAGUGGCAUUGCAUCACGGCCAGAUGUUGUACUUUUGCUUUGCGGGCGGAUUUUUGUUUCUGCACGAUAUGUGGUGGUCAGAUGCCAAUGGUGUAUUUGGUGCACGCCUGUCGUUCGCCUGAUAUAAUACCUGGAUUCUGCUCCGCCUUUCGUGGUGCAAGAGUUUGCCUCAAGGCUGAGCCAUGCAGUGCGAAAGUAGUGUUACUGGGACAGCUUCAGCUCAUGGAGGAAGCCAACAUUUUAUGCAACAGGAAUUAUCUGCGGCCUACCGGGGAGGAUAAGAGGAUUAUUUCGUUUUUGUACACUCAGGAGUACUAGCCGAAAUUGUCGUCUUGGCGUGAAGACCUAGCUGCACUAACUCGUGUGUAUCACUUAACAACGCUUUUCG